CUCAACGGGACUCUGGGCUGGAAUGGAAAAUCCCCCAUUGGCUCGGAGAGGGAGGCCACGUGAUGUCGGGCGCCGGGAUUCCCUGACGAUCAGUUCCAUAUAUUGGAUACUCUCUCUGUCAUAUCGAAGUGCCAAUAUUAAUUGAAUAGCGUCGUCGUACUAACCGGCCUGGCCUUGAUCCUUUCAACUCCCUGCGUACUGUGAAUGGAUUAUCAGCGUUAUUACUAUCAUGCUGAGUGACUCCACAGACGGCGCGAUCACACCUUUGGGCGCGUCUACGGAAAGAUCUUCCGGAAGUAGUCAGAUCUCCAGCGUGGGGAUUCCUAAGGUCCGGAUUCCGCGCCUAGGGACAGCCUCCAUCCGCACUGUCCGCCAACGCACGAGCCGUGCCUGCGCGGCGUGUCGCGACAAGAAGACGAAGUGCGAUGGACAAAAGCCGGAAUGCAGCCAAUGUCGCCAGUUGCGUAUUCCCUGCAGCUACGUCGGUUCUAAAAGGGAAAGACAACGAGGGGCCCUGGAAUCUGUGCAAGCUAAGAUACAGUCGUACGAGUCCCUGUUGCAACGGAUCAUUGUCGAAAGCAGUGAGGACCCAUCAAAGAGCAAGCUCAUCGAAGAACUGAUCUAUAAACACUUCGAAGGAAGUCCGACGAUACUGGCACCACUCCUGGAGCUUGGGUCUCCCUUGGACAAAACCCCGUCAUUACCAAAACAUGGUCUAUCAUUGUAUCGGAUGCUUGCCGCGUGGACAUCCUACACGCGCAGCGAACUUCAGCCCCUCGUGCAGAGGCCAUUUAUCCAGGUCACUGCGAUUCACCAUUGGACCUCCCUGACUGACAAUGACACAGCAAGCCAUCUACUGUCUUUCUACUUUACCUGGGAAAACCCGACAUGGCAGCUAAUUGACCAGUAUUCAUUUGUCCGUGACUUGGAACGCGGUCAUGGGAAAUUCUGUUCGCCACUAUUGGUCGCCGCGCUACUCUUCUUCGGCUGUAGUCUGUCGUACAACCUCGAUAAAAUCACAGAUCGCCGAGAGGAAAAGCUUCUGAGUCGAAAGCUGUAUUCAGAAAUCCAGCGUCUGUGGGAAGUCGAAAAACACAAUGCAAGUCUUCCUACUGCGCAGUCCAGUAUUAUGAUCGGGCUGCUGUGCUGUACUUUCGGCCUGGACAGAAUUGGCACCCAGUAUAUCAUGCACGGCGCCCAGCUAUGCCUAGAUUUAGGUCUCGACCAGGAAUCGCCUCAGUACAUCUACGGCGAUUCGCCGGACGAAGGCGGGUAUCUGAGUAGAUGCCAUAAGCUAGUUUCCUGGGCGGUCUAUGAUGUUCAAGGGCUCGCUUCCCAGGUGUACAGAAAAGUCCCAGCCUGGAAAGCGCCUCCGCCUGUAAGAUUCUCUCCCGUUGAGGCGGCAAGCUUGGAUGCGGGUGUUGAAUGGAGUUCCUAUCCGUUUACGAUUCCUACCGCGCAGCCUUUCUUCUUUACGGCGGCCUGCUUCCGGGCUGACCUGGUUACUAUAGUCCAUAAAAUUGCGAAGUUGGCCCUCGAAUUUCCAAAUUCCGUCAUGAGUAGUGACCAUUGGGAGUACGGCAAACAAUUACACCGAGAGCUACUGCAGUGGAAGUCCUCCUUACCCCCUCCUCUUCUACUCCAACAAAACACGACACCGCAUAUAAUUUGCCUACAUCAGUAUUACCAUGCGACAAUCGCAUCCCUAUGCCAAAUAUUUUGUGCAAACUUAAGCUCAACGGGUGGCGAGAUUCCAAACCCGGAAACGUUCGAUCCGUACACAAUCAUGUCACAAGCUUUAGACACGAUGGGGUCACUCAUAUUGCUAUUCAAACGCUGCCAUGGUUGGAAGUCUCUCCCUGUUGUCAUGUUGCACUAUUUCUGUGUCGCAGGCGUCCACUCUAUCUCCAAGUUGAAUCUCGAGGAUCUGAAAUGGAGCUAUGUGCUCGAAGACUGUGUGGUGGGUCUCUGGCAUAUGAGCUUGGGAUGGGGUCGAUUAUGCACCGCCUUCCUCCGGACUAUUGAGCUCGUGUUGAACCAGAGCAAACCGGACCCAUCUCUUGUGCCUCCGAGAGUCGCGGAAAUCUUUAGAAACAUGAAUAAAGGUGAUCUGUGGACGGUGACAGACAUCUCAUCCCUCGCAGCCGAUUAUAUUGUGCAUCACGUGCCGACCAGACAUUUGUCCCAAGCCAACCCAUGGUCUGCUUUCAAGUCGCAAGGCUUGCAGAACCUGAUAAAUGACAUGGAUAAUCUUUCGAUUAAACAACGCUUGGAGCCUCUUGAGAAGAAGUCACCGGUCUCUCACAGCCCUGAAGGUCCCGACAACCCAGAAGUGUGAUGAAGAGUUUACCGACUAUAUAUACUCUAUGAUAGUCUCAUCCUUUUGAAUCUGAUGGGGGAUGCUGCCAUUUUUGGACCUUUCCCGUCUAUUACUGGUAUUUUUUU
Messenger RNA from Aspergillus alliaceus, 2445 nucleotides. RefSeq names its product putative C6 transcription factor. Lineage: Eukaryota; Fungi; Ascomycota; Eurotiomycetes; Eurotiales; Aspergillaceae. Bases 230 to 2338 code for a protein of 702 amino acids. Gene Ontology annotation, biological process: regulation of DNA-templated transcription. Gene Ontology annotation, molecular function: zinc ion binding; DNA-binding transcription factor activity, RNA polymerase II-specific. The record is from RefSeq and is a predicted model, not a curated record. The transcript is spliced from 5 exons.